AUGCCCCUCUCUCCCUUCUCAGUUCUCCUCGCCCUCCUCGCCUCAACAGGAGGGUUCAUAUUCGGCUAUGACACCGGUCAAAUAAGCAACAUCCUUCUCAUGCCAGACUUCCUCCUCCGCUUUGCAGUAUGCACAGGUACCUCAGAUCCAGCAACCCAGUGCGCCUUCUACCCUGCCAUCGAGGGGCUCAUCGUCGCCCUCCUUAGCGUGGGGACGGCCAUUGGCGCGCUUGGAGGGGCACCAGUGGCUGACGGACUGGGGAGGAGGAAGGCAAUGAGCGUGGAGUGUGCGGUCUUUGCUGCAGGGGUGAUCAUCCAAGUCACGGCUUUCUCUGCUUGGUACCAACUUGCCAUCGGGCGGUUCGUCUCCGGAGUCGGAGUAGGGGCACUCUCAGCAGCUGUACCGAUGUACCAAGCCGAGACAGCCCCGAGCGAAGUAAGAGGCACGCUGACGGGAACCUACCAGCUCUUCAUCACCUUCGGCAUUCUCGUCGCCUACCUCGUCUCCCUUGGCACACGCGCGCUUAACGACAGUGCAAGCUGGAGGAUCGUCAUCGCCCUUGGCAUCAUAUGGGCGCUGAUACUCGGCGUAGGCAUCCUGUUCAUGCCUGAGAGUCCGCGCUGGCUCAUUCAGCGCGGGAGGAUGGAGGAAGCACUAGCGAGCAUACGCCGAACACACGGGGAUACGCCCGAGGUCGAAGCGGACUUUGAGGAAAUGCGUCAAGCAGUACAAGCCGAACAGCAUACGGGGAGCGUGAGCUGGUCAGAAUGCUUCUCCCGGCGGAACAAGACGCUCUACCGUACCCUCCUGGGCAUGUCACUCCAGAGUCUGCAGCAGCUCACAGGUGCAAACUACUUCUUCUACUAUGGCGCUACGAUCAUGCGCGCCGUCGGCAUGCAGGACAGCUUCAUUACUCAGAUCAUAUUCGGCGCUAUCAAUUUCGGAUGCACGUUCCUUGGUCUAUACGUGAUGGAGCGGUUUGGCCGUCGCUGGCCACUCAUCAUCGGCGGAGCGUGGCAGAGUGCUUGGCUGUUCGUCUUCGCAGCUGCGGGCACCGCUGCUUCUCCCGACCUAACAGCCCACCCCACCCUCGGAAAGCUCAUGAUUGUCAGUGCCUGCCUGUUCAUCCUCGGGUACGCCAGUACCUGGGCACCAGGCGUCUGGAUCCUCAUCGGGGAGACAUUCCCUACCCGUACGCGAGCAAAACAAGGCGCACUCUCGACUGCCUCUAACUGGAUAUGGAACUUCCUCCUGGCGUUCUUCACCCCGUUCGUCACCGGCGCGAUAGGCUACAAGUUCGGGUUCGUCUUCGCUAGCUGUAACCUGCUCGGCGCUCUCUUGGUCGCGGCGGCGCUGUACGAGAGCGGAGGCCUGAGCCUGGAGAAGGUGGACAGGAUGUACAAUGAUAGGCAGGUGAAGGCCUGGACUAGCGGGCGGAGAGCGAGAAUACUGGAGAAGCAAGAGGGAGAAGGAUUGGGACAGGAGAAGGGCAAGGGGAGGAUGAGUGCCGAGAGUGGUGAUAGCAGGGAAAGUACGCUAGUUGAGCGGGUUGAGAGGGUUUAA
Molecule: messenger RNA, 1563 nt
Organism: Dacryopinax primogenitus
Lineage: Eukaryota; Fungi; Basidiomycota; Dacrymycetes; Dacrymycetales; Dacrymycetaceae
Product: general substrate transporter
Exons: 2
Coding region: 1-1563 (520 amino acids)
Biological process (GO): transmembrane transport; carbohydrate transport
Cellular component (GO): membrane
Molecular function (GO): carbohydrate:proton symporter activity
Source: RefSeq, a predicted model, not a curated record